CAGGCAGCUGGUUAGAACAGUUCCUCUUCUUCAGGGGCUGCCAGUAUGACAUCCUCAUGACAGGAAUCAGAAGUUAGCUUGCAUAGGCCACACAUUUUGUGUUUGUGUUUGGAAAGGAGAUCAUCCAUCUGCAAACUUGUGGCAACUGGAAGAUGCCAUGAAUCCAUUUCUUAUAGUCCUGCUGUUUCUUGGACUGAGCCCGAACCUCUGGAACCCAGCAUCAGCAGGGGCUCUCUCUAAACCUACACUGAGAGCAGUGCCAGGAAAUGUGGUAGCCGAUGGGAAUCAGGUGACAUUCAUCUGUGAAGGGCCCUCAGAAGUCAAAGAAUAUCGUCUCUACAAAGUAGGAAGCCAAGACUACCUGAUUCCAACAGCCCUUCUAGAAAUUGAGAAUAAGGCCGAGUUUUUUUUCUCUUUGGUUCAAUGGUACAAUGCAGGCCAAUAUUGGUGUUCUUAUACAAGCACCAAUGGCUCAUCAGAAAGCAGUGACACCCUGGAGCUGGUGGUGACAGGAUUUUUCUCCAGCAGACUCACUCUGUCAGCCAGUCCCAGCCCUGUGGUGAACUCAGGAGAACAUGUGAUCCUUCAGUGUGUGUCACAAGAGCCAUAUAACAUGUCCAUUCUAAUGAAGGAUGGUGAGAAGUUCUCGAGUCCCAUGCCCUUACAGAAAAUGUACUCUGGCCAAUUUAGAACCCUGUUCUCAGUGGGUCCUGUGACCUCCAACCAGACAUGGAGGUUCACAUGCUAUGGUUAUUUGUUGAGUAGCCCUCAGCUGUGGUCGGUGUCCAGUAACCAACUUGAGCUCCUGGUAUCAGGGACCCUUCGCAAGCCUACCAUAUGGGCUGAGCCAGGCUCUGUGAUCACCUUAGGGAGUCAUGUUACCCUCUGGUGUGAGGCAACCCUACCAACCCUAAUCUAUGUGAUAUAUAAAGAGGGAAGCCCAGAACCUUGGGACCAACAGAACCAAAUAGUCUCCAACAAUAAGGCAAAACUCACCAUUUCAUCUAUGACAGAAUUGAAUGCAGGGAGAUAUCGCUGCUACUCUUACACCUCUACUGGAUGGACAGAACGCAGUGCCACCUUAGAGCUGGUGGUGACAGGAGUCUACAACAAUCCCAUCCUGUUGACACUGCAAGACCAUGUUGUGACUGUAGAAAUGUCUGUGACCCUCUCUUGUACCUCAAAUCAUUCAUACAACUGGUUCAUUUUAACUAAGAAUAAUCAGAAGUUCUCGCGUAGUCAGCGUUCACAAAAAAACCAAACUGGUUUGUUCUUUGCCAAGUUCCAAGUGACACCAACGGCUUUCAGCCCAAGGUGGAGGUUCAGAUGCUAUGGCUAUUACACAAGUAAUUCUCAGGUGUGGUCAGAAGGGAGUGACCUUUUGGAACUUCUGAUCUCAGGAAAACUUAAGAAACCCACUUUGAGGGCUGAGCCAGGAUCUGUGAUUGCCUCAGGAAAUAAUGUGACGAUCUUAUGUGAGGGGACCGAGGGAAAGCAACCAAUGUAUUUCCUCUAUAAAGAAGGAAGCCCAGCACCAUGGGACAGUCAAACCCCAAAAGAUCCUGGUAACAAAGCCAUGUUCUCAAUAGCAUUUGUGGAACAGCAUCAUGCAGGAAAAUAUCGCUGUUACUCUUACAACUCUUCAGGGUGGUCAGAACGCAGUGACAUGUUGGAGCUGGGGGUGACAGGUGUCUAUCCUAGCAAAGUCACCCUGUCAGCUGUGCCGAGCCCUGUGGUGACCUCAGGAGGGUAUGUGACUCUUCAGUGUGUCUCACAACAGGAAUAUAACAGCUUCAUUCUAGUGAAGGAUAAUGAGAAGUUCUCCAGGCCUGUGUCCUCACGUGAUAUAUACCCUAAGCUAUCAGAAGCUCGUUUUAGAGUUGGUCCUGUGACUCACAACCAGAGGUGGAGAUUUACAUGCUAUGGCUAUUACUGGAGUAGCCCCCAGCUGUGGUCAGUUCCUAGUAAUGACCUAGAGCUCCUGGUCUCAGGCACUCUUCACAAACCCACUAUCUGGGCUCAUCCAGGCUCUGUGAUCACCUCAGAGAGUCCUGUUACCAUAUGGUGUGAGGGCACCCUAGAAAGCCUUAUGUAUGUGAUAUAUAAAGAAGGAAGCCCAGAACCCAGUUACACACAAACCCAAAUAGACCAGAACAAUAAGGCACAAUUCUCCAUCCCAUCUGUGACAAGACUGAAUGCAGGGCGAUACAACUGUUACUCAUACAGCUCUGCUGGCUGGACAGAGCACAGUGAUACCCUGGAGCUGGUGGUGACAGGUGUUCACCAUGGUAAACCUACUCUGUCAGCUUUGCCCAGCCCUGUGGUGACCCCAGGUGGGAAUGUGACUCUUAAGUGUAUCUCAUCUAAAGGAUAUGAUUGGUUCAUUUUGACUGGGGCAGAUCAAAAUUUCUCCAGGUCCCAAAAGGCACAGUUUAGACACCCUGGACAAUCCCUAGCUCUGUUUCCUGAAAUCACCGUGGCAUCCAGUAAGAGUGGGCCCUUCAGAUGUUAUGGAUACUACACAAAUUCCACUCAUGUGUGGUCAGAGGCCAGCGACCCUUUGGAGAUACAUGUCUCAGGCUCUGUGAAUUCCUCCAUUGGUGGUCAGUAUAGAUGCCUUGGUGCACACAGUUCCUCCUCUGAGUGGUCUUCCCCCAGUGAUCCUCUGGACAUCCUGCUCACAGGACCGGCAAGGUACCAAAAGGCUGUGAUUGGCAUCUCUGUGGCCUUCUUUCUACUGCUCCUCUUCCUCACCAUCUUCCUUAUCCUCAGACUCAGGCAUCAGAACAAAGACAGGAAGGGAGUCCAGACAGAGACUCAUUUGCAACAUCAUGCAGAUUCGGUGACCAGGGACAAAAACCACCAGAAGAGGUAA
Messenger RNA from Chionomys nivalis (European snow vole), 2875 nucleotides. RefSeq names its product leukocyte immunoglobulin-like receptor subfamily B member 3. The record is from RefSeq and is a predicted model, not a curated record. Bases 158 to 2875 code for a protein of 905 amino acids. The transcript has 13 exons. Lineage: Eukaryota; Metazoa; Chordata; Mammalia; Rodentia; Cricetidae.